AGUGAUACAAAAUAAGAAGGGCACGCUUGAGCUCUUAUUUUUUUUUUCCAGCUCGGGGCACGUGGAGCACAAGGGUCGGCAGGUAUCGUAUUGCAUUCGAUAAUUAAAGGCAACCACUGUCUCACGAAGCGAACUGCUUUGAAGGUACGCCUUUUCCUUUCUUUCUGCACAGGAGCGAAAGUAAAGGCCGUGCCGCGGAAGGAUACUCCUUCUCGUAUCACCGACUUGGCAGCCAUAUACGCGUGCACACAGAAAUGCUGCAGCGACUCUUUCGCCCCUCGCGUAAUUGCUGUCGGGGAGCGCAGCAGGCGGCCGCACUUCGCUUCUCGCUCCGCUUCGGCACCAAUGUUGGUGGGUCUUACUAUCAAGAGUCAGACACCGCUGAUACGGCACAGAUGAACAAUGAUAUCCGUUUAGGUCUCAUGAUCAAGCCGCAGAGCACGUUAGCGGAGCUGUGGGAGCAGGCAGUCGUGGCGUGGCCUCACCGUCGCUUCCUCGGUAGCAAGAUGUGGGUGCGCGGCAAGCUCGGCUACAUCUGGGCCACCUACGAGUCAAUCAACAGCGAGAUCGAAGCCAUGCGGACUCUCCUUCACAAAAUGGGAGUUGAAAAAGGCUCUCGCGUGAUCGUCAUCAGCGAGAACCGGUACGAAUGGGUUGUGGUACACUUCGCCACCAUGCAGCUCGGUGCCCACUUCGUUGCGAUGCCGACAAAUGUGACGCCGUCGGAGGCACAGCUCGUGGUGAAGAGCACGCAGGCAAAAGUGGUGUUUGUCGAGACGAAAGCAUCCUAUGCUGCUAUCAAGGGGUGGAUUGGGCGCGUCGGACAGCUGGAACAAGUCAUUUGCUUUGAAGACCAGGUCGGCGAAGGCAGCUACGCGGUGGCCGUCAACAUUGCGGCAGAUGUCCCCGAGAAAACGCCAGCGCGAACAGACAUUCGCGCCGAGGACACCGCGAUGAUCGUCUUCACCGCAGGCACCACGGGACCGCCGAAGGGCGUCAUGCUGUCUCAUCGGAACGUUGUGGCAAACGUCAGCUCCAUCUACUCUAGUCUCGGCGAAGCCCUCACCCACACGGACAUGUUCAUGUCUUUGUGCUCAUGGUGCGUCGCCGGUGCCCUCACGGCGGAGCUGUACCAGGCGCUGUGCAAGGGCGCGAGUGUGUGUAUCCCUCCCGAGCUCCUGGAAGGCUUUCAAGACUUGCCGUUGGUCAACCCGAGCGUCAUUGUAUCGGUGGCACAGCCGUUUCAGCGCGCGUACUCGAACAUCGUCGACGACAUUCUCAACCGCGGCAGCUUCAUCAAAGACCUCACUCGCUUCACCGUCGGCCGCAUCACAGAGAACCGACUCAUGUUCCAGAAGCCAGGUCGCACGCUGCGUGCGUUUUCGCACGCCUUGCUUGGAAAGUUCAAGUCGCAGUUCGGCACGGAGCUGCGAGUCGCCAUCAUCAUCGGCCACAACCUGACAAAAGACCAAUCGGAGCUGAUGGCGGAUCUGGAUGUGUUUGUGGUGAACACCUACGGCUGCAUGGAGGCCGGCGGGCUCGUCGCCACCGACGUGGACGUGCCGCAGCGGCUGAAGGCUUUGCCGGGUGUGGAGGUGCGCAUCGUGAACGAGAAGAACGAGAUUGUGGCGCCGGGCGAUUUGGGCGAAAUUCUCGUUGAGGCGCCGAACGCGAUGCAAGGGUACUUUGACGUGCACAUCGACCCCGAGGAAGCCAAGAAUUCCCUCGUAGAGUACGGCAGCCGCACUUUUGUACGGACCGGCGACUACGGCACCCUUACCGGAGGGUGGAUGACGGUGAAGGGCAGUAAGGAUAUUCUCAUCAAUUUGGCAAACGGGAAGACGGUAAACCCCCUCGCCGUGGAGGCGGCCCUGAUCAAAAGCCCAUUCAUCAAGCAGGCCUACGUCUUUGGAAACAACCGACCCUACGCCGUGGCCCUCAUCGUGGCGAACACCAAGGCGAUCGCGAGCCACUUGCGCAAGGUGGAGCGGCGCGACGGUGUGCCGCUGGUGAACGACCGCGAGAAGGCGGACUGUAUCCGCGCCGAGCUGCGGCGUGUGUCGCAGGACUUGCCGCCCCGCGCUCACGUGCGCCGCUUCGCCUUCGUUGACGACUUCACCCUCGCCAACGGCUUCAUGACUGUCAAGAUGGGCUUCGCGCGGCAGAAGAUUGAGGAUCACUACGUGCACUACUUCGAAGCCCUGUACGACGAGACGCCAAAGUUUUACGGAUUUGCAGUGGACGACUACGACGAUCUGUUUUAG
Messenger RNA from Leptomonas pyrrhocoris, 2264 nucleotides. RefSeq names its product putative mitochondrial putative long-chain-fatty-acid-CoA ligase. Gene Ontology annotation, molecular function: long-chain fatty acid-CoA ligase activity. Gene Ontology annotation, cellular component: membrane. The coding region runs from base 255 to 2264 and encodes 669 amino acids. NCBI's taxonomy places the organism in Eukaryota, Euglenozoa, Kinetoplastea, Trypanosomatida, Trypanosomatidae. The transcript has a single exon. The record is from RefSeq and is a predicted model, not a curated record.